ACCAAAUCCUUUGUGGGUGAAGAGAAAAAUGAAGAGUGUUGUGAGAAUGUGUUUCGUCCUUUUCCUUUUAUUGGAAGUCGUGUGGUGUGAAGGAUGUUGGAAGGAGGAGCGAGAAGCACUUUUGGGCAUAAAUUCUCGUUUGAACUCUCCUUUCUCUUGGAACACCGACACAGAUUGCUGUGAAUGGAACCAUGUGCAGUGCAACCCCUCCACAGGAAGAGUGGAUCAACUAGUUCUUACUGAUGGCUAGAGGAAAUCAACAAAAAAAUAUAUUAAUUACUCAGAUUUUUCUGUCCUCAAAGAUUUGAAGAUCCUCGACUUGUCAGAUUCUGAAAUAGUUGGUUGUGAGGGGGAUGCAGAGUUGCCAAAUCUGGAGGUUCUCGACAUUAGUGGUAACAAGCUGUCUAAUGCUUCGACCAUUCUACCUUGUUUGGAUGGCGUUCCAUCUCUUAAGUCGCUUUAUUUAAAAUAUAACAGCUUCAGUACAUCUUCAUUAAACCACGCUUUUGAAAGUGUGUCACCAAAGCUGCCUAAUUUGGAGGUCCUGGACAUAAGUCAUAACUAUUUGACUAAUGAAAUCUUACCAUCUAUGGAGGGAUUCACAUCUUUAAAGGAACUGAAUUUGGCCGGAAAUCAAUUGAGCUCGGAUCUUCACAUUGAAGGAUUAUUGACUAUGUCCCGUUUGACGAAUCUUGAUUUAAGCGAUAAUAAAAUCCAUUCUUUUGUGACCCAUCAAGGUUCAAAAAGUCUAAGUAGAUUGGAUGUUCUUACUUUAGAUGGAAAUAUGAUAGAUGGAGACAUACUAAGGGAGUCAUUACAAGCUUUAUCAUCAUCCAUUAGGAAGCUUUCUAUGUGUAAUAAUAUAUUUAAAGGAACAAUUGUAGCUGGAGAUCUUUAUAAUUUAAGAAAUCUAGAAUAUUUGAGAUUGGAUGGAAGCAGCAACGUGAAGAAUGAAUUUUUUAAAAGUAUUGGGAAUUUAACAUCCUUAAAAGUUCUGUCUCUAGCAAAUUGUCAUAUAAAUGACACUCUUCCUACGACUGAUUGGUUUAAGUUGAAGAAUCUCGAAGAGUUAGAUCUAAGUCAAAAUCUAUUUGUGGGACCACUCCCUUUGUCUUUCUUAAAUAUGACAUCUAUUCAGAAGUUGGAACUUUCACGAAAUCAAUUUAGUGGAAAGUUUGAUUCUAAUAUUGCUACUCUGACAUCACUUGAAUAUUUUGGUUUUACAGAAAACCAAUUUGAAGUUCUUGUUUCUUUUAGACCAUUUUUCAAUCUCUCAAACCUGAAGUUCAUAUAUGGUGAAAGAAACAAAGUCAUAUUAGACUUACGACCUAGUAUGCAAACUUGGAUUCCUAAAUUUCAAUUACAAGUGCUUAGUUUGCCGUCAAUGAUUGCUACACAUUCUCUUCCGCUCCCCAGAUUUCUUCUACAUCAAAACAAUUUGACUAGCUUAGAUUUCAGUAAUUAUUGGUUUGAAGGAGGAUUUCCUCAUUGGCUGUUAGAAAACAACACAAAAUUGACUGAAGCUCUUUUGAGAAAUUGUUCUUUGAGUGGUACUAUGCAACUACCAUUGAGAUCUCUUUCUGGGUUACAGCGCCUUGAUGUGUCUGACAAUACCAUAAUUGGUGAAAUUCCAAGCAAGAAUAUGAGUGUUGUUUAUCCAAAUUUAGUUUAUGUAAACAUGUCUAGAAACCACAUCCAAGGUUCAAUUCCUCGUGAAUUAGGUCAAAUGAAGUUAUUACGCGAGUUGGAUCUUUCAUACAACCAAUUGUCUGGAGAAAUACCAGAAGACAUGUUCAAAAAGGACAUGAACCCUUACAUUAGAAACCAACUCUCAUACCAACUCUAUGUCUUGAUACUUUCAAAUAACAAGUUUGAGGGACCCGUUUUUACAAUACCCACUGAUUUAGAGUACUUAUCAUUGAAUGAUAACAAUUUUAGUGGUGAACUUCCGAGCAACAUUUUUGACAUAUCCAUCAUUUCAUUGGAUGUAAGCAACAAUCAUUUGGUAGGAAAGAUUCCAAGCUUUGGUAAUACAAUGACAAAUUUGUUGGAACUUCGUAUGUCCAAUAACAGCUUUGAAGGGUUCAUUCCAUUAGAAUUGGCACAACAACCAUAUCUACUUUAUUUAGAUCUCUCUCAAAAUCAUUUGACGGGCAUUGUACCAUCAUUUCUGAAUUCUUCUCUAAAAUUUAUCCAUUUGAGCAAUAAUCAUUUUAUUGGAGUGUCAAAGAAAAUGUUCAAUGGAAGCUCUCCUGUGGUGAUGUUAGACCUUAACUACAAUGAAAUAUCUGACAACAUUCAAGAUAUGAUACAAGACCUUAGUUAUUCAAAGUUGAAUUUUCUCUUUUUAAAAGGUAAUCACAUUACUGGGGAUAUACCAAAGGAGUUAUGCCAGAUGAAAUAUCUAACCAUGUUAGACCUUUCACACAAUAAAUUUUCUGGAGAAAUACCCCCUUGCUUUGGGAUAAUGCCUUUCGAUAAUAAUAACCUUGAUUCAUCAUUAAAAUUACUCAAAGGAAGCUUCUUUAUUGAGGAACGUGUAACGGAAGCUACAUCAAGAAGAACGGCGGUACCUCGCGCACCAGUAUCAACAAAGCAACAGAAAGUGACAGCGAGUUUCACUUCAAAAAGAAAUAUCUAUAUUUACAUGGGAAGUACUCUUACUUACAUGUCUGGAAUCGAUUUAUCACAGAAUAAACUGAAAGGAAAUAUCCCGUUUGAUAUUGGGAAUUUGACAAGAAUCCAAGCAUUAAACUUGUCUCAUAAUGAUUUAACUGGACAAAUUCCAGAUUCAUUCUCAAAUUUGGUUCAUACAGAGAGUUUAGAUCUUUCUUUUAACAAGUUGAGUGGUCAAAUUCCUCCAAAACUCAAUAAUCUAACAUUUCUUCAAGUAUUAAGUGUGGCACACAACAACUUAUCAGGUCCAAUUCCUGAAGGAGCCCAAUUUAACACAUUUACUAGUACUAGCUAUGAGGAUAAUCCAUUUCUCUGUGGACCUCCGUUAGCAAAGAGUUGUCAUCAAACUCCUACAAUUAUUCGACAUAAACCAAAUUAUGAGGAAAGAUCGAUAGACAUGUAUUUCUUUCGUGUGAGCUUUGUUGUGUCAUAUACAUUAGCAUUGCUAGCAACUGCAGCAGUUUUAUACAUCAAUUCCUACUGGAGGCAAGUCUGGUUUUAUUACAUGGAAUUAGUGAGUUCAAAUUGUUACUACUUUAUUGUGGAUAACUUUUGUAGGUUUUGUAAUGCUCGCAAUAUAUAAUAACCAUUGGAUAUUUGUUU
Molecule: messenger RNA, 3279 nt
Organism: Vigna umbellata (rice bean)
Lineage: Eukaryota; Viridiplantae; Streptophyta; Magnoliopsida; Fabales; Fabaceae
Source: RefSeq, a predicted model, not a curated record